AUAUUUAUGGUUGGUACCGAGAGUCAAGAAGGGUCUCGGCCAACGCCCACUCGCAACCUUACCCUGGCCUUGACCGAGCACGCUCGGUCACCGCUUGACAUACCUCGUUACAUCUCAACAGAGAAAACUGGCCUGCCUCCCGGUGGUAGACAUCUACCACCUCGCCAAAUUGGGACCUCAGCUCACGCGAAGUUGAGGGUAUUCGCAGUUGUCGUCUUCGGCGAGUCAGUCACAUGAGGGCCGGCAGCAAGGCGCUCGGCCUUGUUGCUGCUGGUUGCGUCCUGGGAAGUGCGCUGGGCCAGGGAAGCGAGUGCACUGCCUCAACGGAUGCAAGCUUCGACUACCAGGUGAUAGCCGAGGAUGGCUUCACCGUCUACUGGACCGUGGACACCGCCGCUGAGGAGGUCACGAUGCAGGUGGUUUACGACGGGGAGGGCUUUGUCGGCCUAGGAUUUUCGAGCACCGGUGCCAUGGUCCCCGCUGACGCUGUCGUAGGACUGCCGGAUGAAGGCACCGCCUUGGAGUAUGACCUCUCCACCUACGCACUCUCCUCAGACAACGAGCACGAGACCCAGGAGAUCUCGGGCGCGAGCGUGACCCAGGCGGAUUCCACCACCACCCUGGUCUUCACGCGGCCGCUGUCCCCAGCCGACGACUCCAAGACCGUUCUCUCCGCCGAGGAAGGGGAAAAAGCUACCUUCAUAUGGGCCUACGGGAGCUCGAACACCUUCCAGUACCACGAGGCGAGGGGAGACUUCACGGUGAGCGACCUGCUGUGCUCUGAGGUAGUGGAGGAGGAGGACGACGAUAGCGAGGGGGACGAUGCCGCCGAUGCCGCCGAUGCCGAGGCGGCGGCAGAGAACUGCGCGAGCUCCGACCCGGACUUCGAGUACGAGGUUGCGCCUCACGAGGACCUGGCGCUGUUCUGGAGCGUGGUGGGGACGUCGGUGUCGGUGAAGGCGGUGUACCAGGGGGAGGGGUACCUAUCGAUCGGGUUCUCGGAUUCCGGUAGCAUGCCGGGGUCAGACGCUGUGAUUGGUCUGCCGGAUGAGGCCACUGCUUUGGAAUACGACAUGGACAGCUACGGCACGCCCGAGGAGGCAGCAGACCAGGAAAUUUCUAACGCUACCAUCACGCAAGUCGAUGGCGUGACCACCCUGACUUUCGUCCGACUCCUGGAGCCGGCGGGCGACGGGAAGCAGAUCCUGAGCGUGUCGGAGCCCACCGCGUGGCUGUACGCCUGGGGCGGUUCGAACACCUUCCAGGAGCACUCCACACGCGGCGCCGUUUCUCUCACCCUCGACUCCUGUACGGUGGGGGACGCGGGGGGCGGAGGUACUAGCACGGAGUACGCGCACGGCUGGCUCAUGGCCCUCGGCUGGACUCUCUGCUUCCCGGCGGGCAUUAUGUACGCCCGCUUCUCAAGCAGCUUCAAGGACAUUGGUUUCCCCGCCCACCGGCUGCUCCAGAGCCUGGGUAGCGUCUUCGUGAUCAUUGGGUUCUUCUGCGCGGUAGCCUUUACAGAAGACUUCGGCCUAGACCACUUCUCCAACACACACGGCAAGGCCGGGUUAGUCCUGACGAUCUUCGUGAUGCUGCAAGUCUUGGCGGCUGUCUUCCGGCCGAGCAAACCUCCGGCGGGAGCUGUGAUUCAAGACGCCAAUGGCCAGGCGAAACCGGCUCCAGUGAGCAAGGUGCGGCAGGCGUGGACUCUACUGCACAGGGGCUUGGGGUACAUCACCGUCACCUGGGCAGUGUUCCAGUGUUUGGGAGGUAUCGACCUCCUAGAAGUGGACGACGUCUGGUGGGCCCUCUACAUUUUCCUAGUCAUCGCCGUUAUCACCGCCUUCGUCGUCCUGCAGACGCUGGCCUACUGCCGCUCCAAGCGCGAUGAACCGGUGGACUACUCGCGACCUCGGUCCCAAGCGGGAUCUGUACCGGCCUCCACAGGCACUCGGCGGCCAUAUCCGCAGCCCGCCACAGCUACCCGCAUGGAGUAUUAACGUAGCAGGCCGUAAUGCUAUCUGUUGUUCUGGGGCUUGAUGGGCCUCAGAGGGGGGGGGUGGAGGGUGCAGCAGAAUCAGUCUGGGGUACCCACAUCACAGUCGAGGUGCAUGCGCCAUCUCUAUCGUCGACAUAGGGAGUCUCUCAGCCAUCGCAAUCUUUGUCGUCUACGCAGGGAGGACGAGACUACAGUAGGUUGCAUAAGAUAUCACACCCCCUGUAACAAUUGUCCAAGCUUGAUAUUGUACCUUCUUUCGAAGCUGGAAAAUCAGUGACGGUGCCGAAAAUGGCGUUAGGCGUUGGAACGGGUUCGUCGAGAGUUUCCCGAAAACGUAUACUUCAUUUCGGCGUCCUCUUCUUCGUGGAGUAAUCGAUCUUUGAAAAUCGGCCCAGGGGGUGUGAUAU
Messenger RNA from Ectocarpus sp. CCAP 1310/34, 2409 nucleotides. The record is from the annotation of a GenBank genome assembly. Lineage: Eukaryota; Phaeophyceae; Ectocarpales; Ectocarpaceae.